Messenger RNA from Paramecium sonneborni, 327 nucleotides. Lineage: Eukaryota; Ciliophora; Oligohymenophorea; Peniculida; Parameciidae. The record is from the annotation of a GenBank genome assembly.
AUGUUUGUAAAGAUUAGAGAAAGAGUUUUAAUUUAUGUAGAAAUGAAAGUUUGUUAAGAUAAUAUAUUUACACUAAUUGAUUGCUUUUUGAAAGUUUAAGAUAAUGUUUUUAUUUAUUUGCUUAGUCAAAGGAAUAACAAAUCUAACUAAUACUUUUAGAUGGUUUUUGACAUUGCUCAAGCAGGUUAAUAUGUGAAGAUUAUCUUAAAUUCUGAUUAAUUUCAUAAGAUAGUAUCCAAAAUAAUUGCUUUAAGAAAAUUCAUUAAAAAAUCAACUUUUCACAUCCUUUUUUUCUCUAUUGCCAAACCUUCAUCUGAAAUAAUUUGA